AUGCGGGCCUUCUGGGCCAGCACCAUAUCUUUCUUCCUUGCCUUCUUGGGCUGGUUUGCCUUGGCGCCCUUGGGCCUCGAAGUUGCGACCAGCAUGGGGACGUGCGAGAACCAGCUCUUCCCUCCUACGGACUUCCCAACGCGACCAGCCUACCUGAAGUUCAAGAACUUGAAGAGUGGGCUGAGCUAUUGCCAGUAUGGGGUUCUCAACGAGGACGGCAAGCCGAUCGACUGCGAGGACGUGCCAGCAGAUGUGGUGAGUGGCGCCGAGUCAACGGCUGAGCAGAAGGAGAAGUACAGGCCGCAGGUGCUGGCAAACUGCGUGUGCACCCCGGGCACGGAAUGUAGGAAUGCCGGCGUAGCCUCCGUUUCCUCGACCAUCUUCGUGAGGGUUGCCUUGGGGACGCUCCUCGAGCGCUUCGGUCCGGUAAACGUUCAGUGCGGCUUAUUGUCUUUUGGGGCCUUCUGGGUGGCAAUGGCGGCCGCCAUUACAGCUCCAUGGAACUAUACGCUGAUCCGCUUCUUCAUAGGUUGCGCCGGCGCCACUUUCGUGACCAAUCAGUUCUGGUGCUCGCUGAUGUUUGCGCCCAGUGUUGUCGGCACGGCCAACGCCACUGCGGCCGGUUGGGGCAACUUGGGAGGCGGCGUGACCCAGAUUUUUAUGAUGUCUGUACUUUUCAACCCUAUGGUGGCAUCCGGGUUGGAGCCGAAUGUCGCUUGGCGUGUCUGCAUGGCGGUGCCAGCGGUCAUGUUCGUAGUUUGUGCCGUUUGCAUGAAGCUCAUGUGCUGGGAUAUGCCUACGGCACGCAACUACGAUCCGGCCGUGACCGGCAAGACACAAAAGCCUUCGAUGUGGGACUAUGUCGAGGUGCUGCGUGACUUUCGCGUCGUGGUCAUGAUAUUCCAAUAUUCCGCGUGUUUCGGCACAGAACUCGCAAUGAACAAUCAGUUGGCUACGCAUUUUCGGACAUACUUCCAGAUGGAUGCAGGUGAUGCUAGCGCCCUGGCGGGUGCUUUCGGCUUGAUGAACCUUUUUGCUCGAUCACUUGGAGGUAUCAGCAGCGAUGUUUGCUACAAGUACUUGGGCUUCCGUGGCCGCAUUUGGGCGCAGUUCCUGGCACUCUUCUUCGAAGCUAUCUUCCUAUUCAGUUUCGGAAACGUGGACAAUUCUCAGCCUUGGUACGUGGCAUUGGCAGUCUUGGUUUGCUUCUCGCUCUUUGUGCAGAUGGCUGAGGGCACCUCCUACGGCAUCGUGCCCUUCAUGAACCGGAAGCAGCUCGCAGUGGUGUCCGCGCUUGUGGGUGCCGGUGGAAAUCUCGGGGCCGUGAUUGCCGGCUUCUGCUUCUACCAGCCGAUCCAGGAUCCGCUGCUGCCUUUCCAGGUCCAUGCGGGCUAUGUAAUGUUUUGGGCGCUGCUGAGCCCAUGCUACUACUGGUCCGAGAUGGGUGGGAUGUUCCACGGACCGGCACAGAGCUCCGAGAAGGGCAAGACGCAAAGCAGCGAGUGCCAGUCUCAUGCGGCUGAGAAAGUCCUUGUACUUAUUCGAUUGCUCGAGCCAGUUUUGUGUGUCCGGAAACAGAGUACUGUCAUCCCGCUCUGUAGAACCAUGGAGUACAAGCUGGCAGUGGAUUCCAGCAAGAAGGCCACGGAGCUGCCGCUCUUGAGGGUUUGCGGCACCGUGCAGCAGAAUCCGCACAUGCGGGCCUUCUGGGCCAGCACCAUAUCUUUCUUCCUUGCCUUCUUGGGCUGGUUUGCCUUGGCGCCCUUGGGCCUGGAAGUUGCGACCAGCAUGGGGACGUGCGAGAACCAGCUCUUCCCUCCUACGGACUUCCCAACGCGACCAGCCUACCUGAAGUUCAAGAACUUGAAGAGUGGGCUGAGCUAUUGCCAGUAUGGGGUUCUCAACGAGGACGGCAAGCCGAUCGACUGCGAGGACGUGCCAGCAGAUGUGGUGAGUGGCGCCGAGUCAACGGCUGAGCAGAAGGAGAAGUACAGGCCGCAGGUGCUGGCAAACUGCGUGUGCACCCCGGGCACGGAAUGUAGGAAUGCCGGCGUAGCCUCCGUUUCCUCGACCAUCUUCGUGAGGGUUGCCUUGGGGACGCUCCUCGAGCGCUUCGGUCCGGUAAACGUUCAGUGCGGCUUAUUGUCUUUUGGGGCCUUCUGGGUGGCAAUGGCGGCCGCCAUUACAGCUCCAUGGAACUAUACGCUGAUCCGCUUCUUCAUAGGUUGCGCCGGCGCCACUUUCGUGACCAAUCAGUUCUGGUGCUCGCUGAUGUUUGCGCCCAGUGUUGUCGGCACGGCCAACGCCACUGCGGCCGGUUGGGGCAACUUGGGAGGCGGCGUGACCCAGAUUUUUAUGAUGUCUGUACUUUUCAACCCUAUGGUGGCAUCCGGGUUGGAGCCGAAUGUCGCUUGGCGUGUCUGCAUGGCGGUGCCAGCGGUCAUGUUCGUAGUUUGUGCCGUUUGCAUGAAGCUCAUGUGCUGGGAUAUGCCUACGGCACGCAACUACGAUCCGGCCGUGACCGGCAAGACACAAAAGCCUUCGAUGUGGGACUAUGUCGAGGUGCUGCGUGACUUUCGCGUCGUGGUCAUGAUAUUCCAAUAUUCCGCGUGUUUCGGCACAGAACUCGCAAUGAACAAUCAGUUGGCUACGCAUUUUCGGACAUACUUCCAGAUGGAUGCAGGUGAUGCUAGCGCCCUGGCGGGUGCUUUCGGCUUGAUGAACCUUUUUGCUCGAUCACUUGGAGGUAUCAGCAGCGAUGUUUGCUACAAGUACUUGGGCUUCCGUGGCCGCAUUUGGGCGCAGUUCCUGGCACUCUUCUUCGAAGCUAUCUUCCUAUUCAGUUUCGGAAACGUGGACAAUUCUCAGCCUUGGUACGUGGCAUUGGCAGUCUUGGUUUGCUUCUCGCUCUUUGUGCAGAUGGCUGAGGGCACCUCCUACGGCAUCGUGCCCUUCAUGAACCGGAAGCAGCUCGCAGUGGUGUCCGCGCUUGUGGGUGCCGGUGGAAAUCUCGGGGCCGUGAUUGCCGGCUUCUGCUUCUACCAGCCGAUCCAGGAUCCGCUGCUGCCUUUCCAGGUCCAUGCGGGCUAUGUAAUGUUUUGGGCGCUGCUGAGCCCAUGCUACUACUGGUCCGAGAUGGGUGGGAUGUUCCACGGACCGGCACAGAGCUCCGAGAAGGGCAAGACGCAAAGCAGCGAGCACCAGUCUCACACGGGCACCGACGAGUUCAGACAGUCCCGCCGCUUGGCAAAGCCAGCUGUGAAACAGAGUACUGUCAUCCCGCUCUGUAGAACCAUGGAGUACAAGCUGGCAGUGGAUUCCAGCAAGAAGGCCACGGAGCUGCCGCUCUUGAGGGUUUGCGGCACCGUGCAGCAGAAUCCGCACAUGCGGGCCUUCUGGGCCAGCACCAUAUCUUUCUUCCUUGCCUUCUUGGGCUGGUUUGCCUUGGCGCCCUUGGGCCUCGAAGUUGCGACCAGCAUGGGGACGUGCGAGAACCAGCUCUUCCCUCCUACGGACUUCCCAACGCGACCAGCCUACCUGAAGUUCAAGAACUUGAAGAGUGGGCUGAGCUAUUGCCAGUAUGGGGUUCUCAACGAGGACGGCAAGCCGAUCGACUGCGAGGACGUGCCAGCAGAUGUGGUGAGUGGCGCCGAGUCAACGGCUGAGCAGAAGGAGAAGUACAGGCCGCAGGUGCUGGCAAACUGCGUGUGCACCCCGGGCACGGAAUGUAGGAAUGCCGGCGUAGCCUCCGUUUCCUCGACCAUCUUCGUGAGGGUUGCCUUGGGGACGCUCCUCGAGCGCUUCGGUCCGGUAAACGUUCAGUGCGGCUUAUUGUCUUUUGGGGCCUUCUGGGUGGCAAUGGCGGCCGCCAUUACAGCUCCAUGGAACUAUACGCUGAUCCGCUUCUUCAUAGGUUGCGCCGGCGCCACUUUCGUGACCAAUCAGUUCUGGUGCUCGCUGAUGUUUGCGCCCAGUGUUGUCGGCACGGCCAACGCCACUGCGGCCGGUUGGGGCAACUUGGGAGGCGGCGUGACCCAGAUUUUUAUGAUGUCUGUACUUUUCAACCCUAUGGUGGCAUCCGGGUUGGAGCCGAAUGUCGCUUGGCGUGUCUGCAUGGCGGUGCCAGCGGUCAUGUUCGUAGUUUGUGCCGUUUGCAUGAAGCUCAUGUGCUGGGAUAUGCCUACGGCACGCAACUACGAUCCGGCCGUGACCGGCAAGACACAAAAGCCUUCGAUGUGGGACUAUGUCGAGGUGCUGCGUGACUUUCGCGUCGUGGUCAUGAUAUUCCAAUAUUCCGCGUGUUUCGGCACAGAACUCGCAAUGAACAAUCAGUUGGCUACGCAUUUUCGGACAUACUUCCAGAUGGAUGCAGGUGAUGCUAGCGCCCUGGCGGGUGCUUUCGGCUUGAUGAACCUUUUUGCUCGAUCACUUGGAGGUAUCAGCAGCGAUGUUUGCUACAAGUACUUGGGCUUCCGUGGCCGCAUUUGGGCGCAGUUCCUGGCACUCUUCUUCGAAGCUAUCUUCCUAUUCAGUUUCGGAAACGUGGACAAUUCUCAGCCUUGGUACGUGGCAUUGGCAGUCUUGGUUUGCUUCUCGCUCUUUGUGCAGAUGGCUGAGGGCACCUCCUACGGCAUCGUGCCCUUCAUGAACCGGAAGCAGCUCGCAGUGGUGUCCGCGCUUGUGGGUGCCGGUGGAAAUCUCGGGGCCGUGAUUGCCGGCUUCUGCUUCUACCAGCCGAUCCAGGAUCCGCUGCUGCCUUUCCAGGUCCAUGCGGGCUAUGUAAUGUUUUGGGCGCUGCUGAGCCCAUGCUACUACUGGUCCGAGAUGGGUGGGAUGUUCCACGGACCGGCACAGAGCUCCGAGAAGGGCAAGACGCAAAGCAGCGAGUGCCAGUCUCAUGCGGCUGAGAAAGUCUUUGUACUUAUUCGAUUGCUCGAGCCAGUUUUGUGUGUCCGGAAACAGAGUACUGUCAUCCCGCUCUGUAGAACCAUGGAGUACAAGCUGGCAGUGGAUUCCAGCAAGAAGGCCACGGAGCUGCCGCUCUUGAGGGUUUGCGGCACCGUGCAGCAGAAUCCGCACAUGCGGGCCUUCUGGGCCAGCACCAUAUCUUUCUUCCUUGCCUUCUUGGGCUGGUUUGCCUUGGCGCCCUUGGGCCUCGAAGUUGCGACCAGCAUGGGGACGUGCGAGAACCAGCUCUUCCCUCCUACGGACUUCCCAACGCGACCAGCCUACCUGAAGUUCAAGAACUUGAAGAGUGGGCUGAGCUAUUGCCAGUAUGGGGUUCUCAACGAGGACGGCAAGCCGAUCGACUGCGAGGACGUGCCAGCAGAUGUGGUGAGUGGCGCCGAGUCAACGGCUGAGCAGAAGGAGAAGUACAGGCCGCAGGUGCUGGCAAACUGCGUGUGCACCCCGGGCACGGAAUGUAGGAAUGCCGGCGUAGCCUCCGUUUCCUCGACCAUCUUCGUGAGGGUUGCCUUGGGGACGCUCCUCGAGCGCUUCGGUCCGGUAAACGUUCAGUGCGGCUUAUUGUCUUUUGGGGCCUUCUGGGUGGCAAUGGCGGCCGCCAUUACAGCUCCAUGGAACUAUACGCUGAUCCGCUUCUUCAUAGGUUGCGCCGGCGCCACUUUCGUGACCAAUCAGUUCUGGUGCUCGCUGAUGUUUGCGCCCAGUGUUGUCGGCACGGCCAACGCCACUGCGGCCGGUUGGGGCAACUUGGGAGGCGGCGUGACCCAGAUUUUUAUGAUGUCUGUACUUUUCAACCCUAUGGUGGCAUCCGGGUUGGAGCCGAAUGUCGCUUGGCGUGUCUGCAUGGCGGUGCCAGCGGUCAUGUUCGUAGUUUGUGCCGUUUGCAUGAAGCUCAUGUGCUGGGAUAUGCCUACGGCACGCAACUACGAUCCGGCCGUGACCGGCAAGACACAAAAGCCUUCGAUGUGGGACUAUGUCGAGGUGCUGCGUGACUUUCGCGUCGUGGUCAUGAUAUUCCAAUAUUCCGCGUGUUUCGGCACAGAACUCGCAAUGAACAAUCAGUUGGCUACGCAUUUUCGGACAUACUUCCAGAUGGAUGCAGGUGAUGCUAGCGCCCUGGCGGGUGCUUUCGGCUUGAUGAACCUUUUUGCUCGAUCACUUGGAGGUAUCAGCAGCGAUGUUUGCUACAAGUACUUGGGCUUCCGUGGCCGCAUUUGGGCGCAGUUCCUGGCACUCUUCUUCGAAGCUAUCUUCCUAUUCAGUUUCGGAAACGUGGACAAUUCUCAGCCUUGGUACGUGGCAUUGGCAGUCUUGGUUUGCUUCUCGCUCUUUGUGCAGAUGGCUGAGGGCACCUCCUACGGCAUCGUGCCCUUCAUGAACCGGAAGCAGCUCGCAGUGGUGUCCGCGCUUGUGGGUGCCGGUGGAAAUCUCGGGGCCGUGAUUGCCGGCUUCUGCUUCUACCAGCCGAUCCAGGAUCCGCUGCUGCCUUUCCAGGUCCAUGCGGGCUAUGUAAUGUUUUGGGCGCUGCUGAGCCCAUGCUACUACUGGUCCGAGAUGGGUGGGAUGUUCCACGGACCGGCACAGAGCUCCGAGAAGGGCAAGACGCAAAGCAGCGAGUGCCAGUCUCAUGCGGCUGAGAAAGUCUUUGUACUUAUUCGAUUGCUCGAGCCAGUUUUGUGUGUCCGGAAACAGAGUACUGUCAUCCCGCUCUGUAGAACCAUGGAGUACAAGCUGGCAGUGGAUUCCAGCAAGAAGGCCACGGAGCUGCCGCUCUUGAGGGUUUGCGGCACCGUGCAGCAGAAUCCGCACAUGCGGGCCUUCUGGGCCAGCACCAUAUCUUUCUUCCUUGCCUUCUUGGGCUGGUUUGCCUUGGCGCCCUUGGGCCUGGAAGUUGCGACCAGCAUGGGGACGUGCGAGAACCAGCUCUUCCCUCCUACGGACUUCCCAACGCGACCAGCCUACCUGAAGUUCAAGAACUUGAAGAGUGGGCUGAGCUAUUGCCAGUAUGGGGUUCUCAACGAGGACGGCAAGCCGAUCGACUGCGAGGACGUGCCAGCAGAUGUGGUGAGUGGCGCCGAGUCAACGGCUGAGCAGAAGGAGAAGUACAGGCCGCAGGUGCUGGCAAACUGCGUGUGCACCCCGGGCACGGAAUGUAGGAAUGCCGGCGUAGCCUCCGUUUCCUCGACCAUCUUCGUGAGGGUUGCCUUGGGGACGCUCCUCGAGCGCUUCGGUCCGGUAAACGUUCAGUGCGGCUUAUUGUCUUUUGGGGCCUUCUGGGUGGCAAUGGCGGCCGCCAUUACAGCUCCAUGGAACUAUACGCUGAUCCGCUUCUUCAUAGGUUGCGCCGGCGCCACUUUCGUGACCAAUCAGUUCUGGUGCUCGCUGAUGUUUGCGCCCAGUGUUGUCGGCACGGCCAACGCCACUGCGGCCGGUUGGGGCAACUUGGGAGGCGGCGUGACCCAGAUUUUUAUGAUGUCUGUACUUUUCAACCCUAUGGUGGCAUCCGGGUUGGAGCCGAAUGUCGCUUGGCGUGUCUGCAUGGCGGUGCCAGCGGUCAUGUUCGUAGUUUGUGCCGUUUGCAUGAAGCUCAUGUGCUGGGAUAUGCCUACGGCACGCAACUACGAUCCGGCCGUGACCGGCAAGACACAAAAGCCUUCGAUGUGGGACUAUGUCGAGGUGCUGCGUGACUUUCGCGUCGUGGUCAUGAUAUUCCAAUAUUCCGCGUGUUUCGGCACAGAACUCGCAAUGAACAAUCAGUUGGCUACGCAUUUUCGGACAUACUUCCAGAUGGAUGCAGGUGAUGCUAGCGCCCUGGCGGGUGCUUUCGGCUUGAUGAACCUUUUUGCUCGAUCACUUGGAGGUAUCAGCAGCGAUGUUUGCUACAAGUACUUGGGCUUCCGUGGCCGCAUUUGGGCGCAGUUCCUGGCACUCUUCUUCGAAGCUAUCUUCCUAUUCAGUUUCGGAAACGUGGACAAUUCUCAGCCUUGGUACGUGGCAUUGGCAGUCUUGGUUUGCUUCUCGCUCUUUGUGCAGAUGGCUGAGGGCACCUCCUACGGCAUCGUGCCCUUCAUGAACCGGAAGCAGCUCGCAGUGGUGUCCGCGCUUGUGGGUGCCGGUGGAAAUCUCGGGGCCGUGAUUGCCGGCUUCUGCUUCUACCAGCCGAUCCAGGAUCCGCUGCUGCCUUUCCAGGUCCAUGCGGGCUAUGUAAUGUUUUGGGCGCUGCUGAGCCCAUGCUACUACUGGUCCGAGAUGGGUGGGAUGUUCCACGGACCGGCACAGAGCUCCGAGAAGGGCAAGACGCAAAGCAGCGAGUGCCAGUCUCAUGCGGCUGAGAAAGUCUUUGUACUUAUUCGAUUGCUCGAGCCAGUUUUGUGUGUCCGGAAACAGAGUACUGUCAUCCCGCUCUGUAGAACCAUGGAGUACAAGCUGGCAGUGGAUUCCAGCAAGAAGGCCACGGAGCUGCCGCUCUUGAGGGUUUGCGGCACCGUGCAGCAGAAUCCGCACAUGCGGGCCUUCUGGGCCAGCACCAUAUCUUUCUUCCUUGCCUUCUUGGGCUGGUUUGCCUUGGCGCCCUUGGGCCUCGAAGUUGCGACCAGCAUGGGGACGUGCGAGAACCAGCUCUUCCCUCCUACGGACUUCCCAACGCGACCAGCCUACCUGAAGUUCAAGAACUUGAAGAGUGGGCUGAGCUAUUGCCAGUAUGGGGUUCUCAACGAGGACGGCAAGCCGAUCGACUGCGAGGACGUGCCAGCAGAUGUGGUGAGUGGCGCCGAGUCAACGGCUGAGCAGAAGGAGAAGUACAGGCCGCAGGUGCUGGCAAACUGCGUGUGCACCCCGGGCACGGAAUGUAGGAAUGCCGGCGUAGCCUCCGUUUCCUCGACCAUCUUCGUGAGGGUUGCCUUGGGGACGCUCCUCGAGCGCUUCGGUCCGGUAAACGUUCAGUGCGGCUUAUUGUCUUUUGGGGCCUUCUGGGUGGCAAUGGCGGCCGCCAUUACAGCUCCAUGGAACUAUACGCUGAUCCGCUUCUUCAUAGGUUGCGCCGGCGCCACUUUCGUGACCAAUCAGUUCUGGUGCUCGCUGAUGUUUGCGCCCAGUGUUGUCGGCACGGCCAACGCCACUGCGGCCGGUUGGGGCAACUUGGGAGGCGGCGUGACCCAGAUUUUUAUGAUGUCUGUACUUUUCAACCCUAUGGUGGCAUCCGGGUUGGAGCCGAAUGUCGCUUGGCGUGUCUGCAUGGCGGUGCCAGCGGUCAUGUUCGUAGUUUGUGCCGUUUGCAUGAAGCUCAUGUGCUGGGAUAUGCCUACGGCACGCAACUACGAUCCGGCCGUGACCGGCAAGACACAAAAGCCUUCGAUGUGGGACUAUGUCGAGGUGCUGCGUGACUUUCGCGUCGUGGUCAUGAUAUUCCAAUAUUCCGCGUGUUUCGGCACAGAACUCGCAAUGAACAAUCAGUUGGCUACGCAUUUUCGGACAUACUUCCAGAUGGAUGCAGGUGAUGCUAGCGCCCUGGCGGGUGCUUUCGGCUUGAUGAACCUUUUUGCUCGAUCACUUGGAGGUAUCAGCAGCGAUGUUUGCUACAAGUACUUGGGCUUCCGUGGCCGCAUUUGGGCGCAGUUCCUGGCACUCUUCUUCGAAGCUAUCUUCCUAUUCAGUUUCGGAAACGUGGACAAUUCUCAGCCUUGGUACGUGGCAUUGGCAGUCUUGGUUUGCUUCUCGCUCUUUGUGCAGAUGGCUGAGGGCACCUCCUACGGCAUCGUGCCCUUCAUGAACCGGAAGCAGCUCGCAGUGGUGUCCGCGCUUGUGGGUGCCGGUGGAAAUCUCGGGGCCGUGAUUGCCGGCUUCUGCUUCUACCAGCCGAUCCAGGAUCCGCUGCUGCCUUUCCAGGUCCAUGCGGGCUAUGUAAUGUUUUGGGCGCUGCUGAGCCCAUGCUACUACUGGUCCGAGAUGGGUGGGAUGUUCCACGGACCGGCACAGAGCUCCGAGAAGGGCAAGACGCAAAGCAGCGAGCACCAGUCUCACACGGGCACCGACGAGUUCAGACAGUCCCGCCGCUUGGCAAAGCCAGCUGUGAAACAGAGUACUGUCAUCCCGCUCUGUAGAACCAUGGAGUACAAGCUGGCAGUGGAUUCCAGCAAGAAGGCCACGGAGCUGCCGCUCUUGAGGGUUUGCGGCACCGUGCAGCAGAAUCCGCACAUGCGGGCCUUCUGGGCCAGCACCAUAUCUUUCUUCCUUGCCUUCUUGGGCUGGUUUGCCUUGGCGCCCUUGGGCCUGGAAGUUGCGACCAGCAUGGGGACGUGCGAGAACCAGCUCUUCCCUCCUACGGACUUCCCAACGCGACCAGCCUACCUGAAGUUCAAGAACUUGAAGAGUGGGCUGAGCUAUUGCCAGUAUGGGGUUCUCAACGAGGACGGCAAGCCGAUCGACUGCGAGGACGUGCCAGCAGAUGUGGUGAGUGGCGCCGAGUCAACGGCUGAGCAGAAGGAGAAGUACAGGCCGCAGGUGCUGGCAAACUGCGUGUGCACCCCGGGCACGGAAUGUAGGAAUGCCGGCGUAGCCUCCGUUUCCUCGACCAUCUUCGUGAGGGUUGCCUUAGGGACGCUCCUCGAGCGCUUCGGUCCGGUAAACGUUCAGUGCGGCUUAUUGUCUUUUGGGGCCUUCUGGGUGGCAAUGGCGGCCGCCAUUACAGCUCCAUGGAACUAUACGCUGAUCCGCUUCUUCAUAGGUUGCGCCGGCGCCACUUUCGUGACCAAUCAGUUCUGGUGCUCGCUGAUGUUUGCGCCCAGUGUUGUCGGCACGGCCAACGCCACUGCGGCCGGUUGGGGCAACUUGGGAGGCGGCGUGACCCAGAUUUUUAUGAUGUCUGUACUUUUCAACCCUAUGGUGGCAUCCGGGUUGGAGCCGAAUGUCGCUUGGCGUGUCUGCAUGGCGGUGCCAGCGGUCAUGUUCGUAGUUUGUGCCGUUUGCAUGAAGCUCAUGUGCUGGGAUAUGCCUACGGCACGCAACUACGAUCCGGCCGUGACCGGCAAGACACAAAAGCCUUCGAUGUGGGACUAUGUCGAGGUGCUGCGUGACUUUCGCGUCGUGGUCAUGAUAUUCCAAUAUUCCGCGUGUUUCGGCACAGAACUCGCAAUGAACAAUCAGUUGGCCACGCAUUUUCGGACAUACUUCCAGAUGGAUGCAGGUGAUGCUAGCGCCCUGGCGGGUGCUUUCGGCUUGAUGAACCUUUUUGCUCGAUCACUUGGAGGUAUCAGCAGCGAUGUUUGCUACAAGUACUUGGGCUUCCGUGGCCGCAUUUGGGCGCAGUUCCUGGCACUCUUCUUCGAAGCUAUCUUCCUAUUCAGUUUCGGAAACGUGGACAAUUCUCAGCCUUGGUACGUGGCAUUGGCAGUCUUGGUUUGCUUCUCGCUCUUUGUGCAGAUGGCUGAGGGCACCUCCUACGGCAUCGUGCCCUUCAUGAACCGGAAGCUUGGAUCAGUGCAUGGAAGAUUCUUGGGUGAUUCGCGGUUGCCACCGUUGCAUCAAAUUUGGACAUGUCUGUCAGCAUAUCUAGGUGUGAAGUAA
Molecule: messenger RNA, 11526 nt
Organism: Symbiodinium sp. CCMP2592
Lineage: Eukaryota; Dinophyceae; Suessiales; Symbiodiniaceae
Source: the annotation of a GenBank genome assembly